UGGUCUGAACUCAGGGGUGCGGAUGGCGGGGGAAACGGGAUCUUUAAAUCAGAUUUGCCCCCCGGCCAGUGUGGCUUACAAUUACCUUUUUUACCUUUCUACUAACCUUCGCACCUCAUCUUCAUCCACAAUGGCACCAUUCGGCACAAUUUACUCUUACAUGCCCAGCCCUCGGGUCAUGAAGGCCCAGGCUGCGGCCAACAUCAACGGCCUCGAGCUGGCCAUCUACCCCGAGUUCGCCAUGGGCAAGACCAACAAGACCGAGGACUUCCUGUCCAAGUUCCCUCUCGGCAAGGUCCCCGCCUUCGAGGCUGCCGACGGCACCACCCUGUUCGAGUCCGACGCUAUUGCCCAAUACAUUUGUGAGAGCGGCCCCGCCGCUACGCAAUUGAUCGGUGGCACCCCUGCUGAGCGCGCGGCUAUCCGCCAAUGGAUCUGCUUUGCCCAGGGUGAGAUUUUGGACCCCGUCACUCAGCUCGCCUUGUGGCGCCUGAAGAUCCGCCCCUACGAUGAGGCCACCGAGACCAACAACCUGCAGCGCCUGGAGCGUUCGCUGCGCUGUCUCGAGACUCACCUCAAGGGCCGUACCUGGUUCGCCAGCGAGGACAAGGUCAGCAUGGCUGAUAUUACCGUUGCCUCCGCCCUGGUCUGGGGUUUCUCUAUGGUCAUCGAUGCUGAGAUGCGCGAGAAGUUUCCUCUCGUCAUCGGCUGGUAUGAGCGCCUCAUCCAGGUCGAUGGUGUGAAGGAGGCCUUUGGUGAGAAGAACUUUGUUGAGAAGCGCCAGCCCUACCAGGGUUAAAUUCGGACUUUUCUCUGAGGAUUUAAGAUAUGAUGUUAAACAUUCCAAAAGUACCAAAUAAUGAUGAAUGACAAUACACUGAUCAUGGCCGUGCACAAUGAUAAUCAC
Molecule: messenger RNA, 907 nt
Organism: Penicillium subrubescens
Lineage: Eukaryota; Fungi; Ascomycota; Eurotiomycetes; Eurotiales; Aspergillaceae
Product: glutathione S-transferase family protein
Exons: 2
Coding region: 23-799 (258 amino acids)
Biological process (GO): translational elongation
Cellular component (GO): cytoplasm; nucleus
Source: RefSeq, a predicted model, not a curated record